AUGGCAACCAAGAAGCUCGCCGGAAAAGUUGCCAUUGUCACUGGCGGCGCUAGCGGCAUCGGUCUCGCUGCCGCACGGGCCUUCGUCGCCCACGGGGCCCGUGCAGUGGUGAUUGCCGAUGUCCGAGCCGACGAGGGCCGGGCCGCGGCCCUCUCUGUCGGUCCGGACGUAUGCAGUUUUUUUCAUUGCGACGUGGCCGACGAGGACCAAGUUCGAUCACUUGUGGACCAGACCGUUUCCGCCCACGGCGGCCUCGACGUGUUCUUCAUCAACGCUGGCAUCGUUAGCGACUCGGAGCAAACCGUGCUCGACCUCGACCUCGACAAGUAUGAGGCCGUCAUGCGGGUGAACGCGCGCGGCACGGCCGUGUGCCUGAAGCACGCGGCACGAAAGAUGGUGGAGCUCGGUGUCGUGGGUGGCGCGAUCGUGUGCAAUGCGAGCGUGAUGGGGGACCUGCCAACGGCACUGGCGGGGAGGAUGGGUUUGGGGACGGCAGAGGAGGUUGAGGCGGCGAUGGGGCCGUACACGAGCCUUAAAGGUGCGGAGCUGACGCCGGAGCACGUGGCAGAGGCGGUGGCUUUCCUGGCGUCUGGGGAGGCCGGGUUUGUGACGGGGCACAAUCUGGUGGUGGACGGCGGACUCACCGGCCUGCCCUCCGGCGAGUGA
Messenger RNA from Striga hermonthica, 666 nucleotides. The record is from the annotation of a GenBank genome assembly. NCBI's taxonomy places the organism in Eukaryota, Viridiplantae, Streptophyta, Magnoliopsida, Lamiales, Orobanchaceae.